AUCAUCAUCUAUAUGUUCACGUGUGCACUACAUGAUACAUUGAAGUGUCGUAGUUUUAGUCUCUUUUCUUUCUGUUCCGUUGAUUCUAUCAGACCGAAUAACUGGUUUUAAUUACUUGCUGCGUAAAGCUAAUGUUCAGUCGACGAUAGUAAAUAAUAAAUAACUUAGUUCUAAAUAAAAACAAACGUCAUUAUUGCUAUUGUUAAAAACCGGGGACAGAUUUGUGGUGUAUAAAUAUAACAGAUAUGGGUGAAGUCCAUGUUAUUGGUCAGAUUCUUGGAGCGAGUGGUUUUCCUGACAACAGUUUGUUUUGCAAAUGGGGAAUUCACACAGAGGGUGCCUGGAAAGUGCUUGCAGGUUUAAGAGAGGGUCAAACUCAAGUUGACAACCCACAGAAUAGAGAGGAAGCUUACUGGUGCCACCCCAUUGAUGUUCACUUUACAACAAAGGGAAUUCAGGGUUGGCCAAAGAUGCAUUUUCAAGUCUACCAUCAGGACAGGUUUGGGCGAAAUGAGCUUUAUGGGUAUGGUUUUUGUCACAUUCCCACGUCUCCUGGCAUUCACAAGAUUGACUGUCCCACGUGGCAGCCAUCUGGCACAUUUUUUGAGAGUGUUUCACAACAAUUUUUAGGUGGUGCCGCAGAACUGAGAAACCCUGAUGUUGUGUACAGUGGUUCUCAGAGAUACAAACUCACCACAGUGGCCACUGGCAGAGUCCAUCUUCAGCUUGGAAUUAUUCUCAGGAACUUUGACAAAUAUGGAAUUGAAUGCUAAAAUCAUUCUGAUGUAUCAACAAUCCGUCCUGUAUGUGGUGUAAAUAGACUGUUAAAAUAUUAUCUGGUAGAAUGUAUCCAUAAUAUUGUAAGACCCUUUUUCAUUUGUUUCUUGAUAUAGGUAUUGACAAAUUAGUACAUUAAUGAUAAAAGGUAACUGUUGAUACAGUCAGUUUACUAGGUAAAUACAGUUUAGAUGUCUAGAACCCAAAUGAUCAUGAAACAAUAUUUCAUUUAAAAUCCCCCAACUAAACAGCCUUUUUGCAUCAUGUUAUAUAUAUAGAUAUAGAUAGAUAGAUCCAUACACAUGCAUAUCAAAUACAUGUAUAUAAAACCAAAAAUGGUACAAGGGUUUUGCUUGUAAAUAUUUGUAAAUAAAUGUAUGUAAAACCAAAAAAGUACAAAUCUUUAAGAAAAAACAGAAGUUUAAAAAUGUAAAUAUAUCAAUUUAGUUUACCUUAAACAUGUACUACUGUUUCUAACUUAACAGAAGACCGACAUCAGACUAGAUAUCAAACAAUCAUUAUAUAUAUUUUAAAAAGAUUACACAUAUUCAGCCUUUAUUGCAGUUUUUUCUUCUAAUUUUGAAAACAUUUGUAAUCAUGAUAAAUAAUAUAUUAAUGUUUAAUAAUUGUAUAUUUGUGCAUUUGAAAAAUCAUGUCAUUACUUGUAAAUAAUUACAAUUUAUAAAAUAUGAAAUAAUCAAACUUGUCUUUUUUAUAUUGAUGUUGAUCAUCACCGUAUUUGUUUGCAUUACCAUAGUUUGACACCCAAUAGCCGAUGUAUUUUUCAUGCUGGGGCGUCGUUAAACCUUCAUUCAUUCAUUCAUUCAUUGUUAUCUAUAUUUACAGCAUAUGUCUGGAACUUACCAACUAAUCUCUGUGGAGAACAAACCAAUGGCAUUUAUUUGACAAGUCAAGUUUAACCAGUUAGUGAUAACCAAGAUAUCCCAACUUAUGUCCAUAUUGUGUCAUUUGAUGCAGAGAUUCAAAAUACUUUGUCCAUUAUAUAAUUAAAUUUGUUAAUUUUUUUUACGAUAUAACGUCAUCACACUGGUCAAGACAUAGCAACAGGAGUUUGUUCAUUUCUUGAUGAAUGUAAAAAUUAUGUUGCUAUAUGGGCAAGUUGUCAUAUCGAGCCUUAUUGUUUGUAAACCAAAUAUAAUUCAAAAUAAAGUAUGAA
This is a messenger RNA of Gigantopelta aegis, 1954 nucleotides long. Its product is annotated as B9 domain-containing protein 2-like. The record is from RefSeq and is a predicted model, not a curated record. Bases 246 to 773 code for a protein of 175 amino acids. Gene Ontology annotation, biological process: cilium assembly. The transcript is spliced from 4 exons. NCBI's taxonomy places the organism in Eukaryota, Metazoa, Mollusca, Gastropoda, Neomphalida, Peltospiridae. Gene Ontology annotation, cellular component: MKS complex.